This is a messenger RNA of Caenorhabditis bovis, 555 nucleotides long. Lineage: Eukaryota; Metazoa; Nematoda; Chromadorea; Rhabditida; Rhabditidae. The record is from the annotation of a GenBank genome assembly.
AUGAUGUGCGUUAACACGAACACGGUUGCAUCGUCGUCGUCGGCCGCCGUUGUCAACCAUAAUAAUAAUAAUAAUGAAGAGAUCAAGCCGGCGCGUCCGAAACGCGACUUCCGCUUCAAGGUGAUUGAGGUUCAGACGGGACCCAAAUGGUUUGUGUGGCCAUCGCGUAAUCGCGGAUCGUCGGAAGACGUCGAUGAGAAUCAUAACAAAGAGGCGAAAAAGGAGGAGCCCGAUUUCGCGACGGUAUCGCAGAAUGGAUACGGAGCCCUUCGUCGCAAUGUGAUGCGUCAAUCGAAAAGGAAACAGGAUCAAGAAUCGAUCGCUCAACGAACCGCCUCGGAGCCGGCGGCGGCUCGCCGCAUUCCGACGAAAAAGGACAAAGCGGUGACGGAGCCGAUCUCGCAGGUCUCAUCGAUGUUCAAAAUCAUCUCGAUCGAUAAGCAAUGGGAGAGCUUCGACGUCAGCGAUGACGACGAGGAGAACAGCAACGUGCGCACGAUCAGCGUCACUUGUCUGUCAGACUCGGGCGAGCGUCGUUGGACGACGUCCAUCUAA